GUGAGGAGGACUGAAGUCCGAUGUGAGGCGGUUGGAGUCGCAGCCGAAAACCGGGAGCAGCUGGUGACCACCGUUAAGAACGGGAAUGAUUCACUGGAGAUAUGCAGAGUACUCAAUGGAAUGUGGCAGACGAGUGGUGGUUGGGGAAGAUCGACCGUGAUGAUGCCGUUGACGCUAUGCUCAAGUAUGCCGAUGCUGGCCUCUCCACCUUCGAUAUGGCUGAUCACUAUGGGCCUGCAGAAGAUCUCUAUGGCAUAUUCAUUAAUCGUGUCCGCCGAGAGCGUCCACCUGAGUUUUUAGAAAAUGUCAAAGGGCUUACCAAGUGGGUGCCACCACCAGUUAAAAUGACGAGCAGUUAUGUCCAGAAAAACAUCGAUAUUUCACGAAAGAGAAUGGAUGUUGCUUCCUUGGAUAUGCUUCAAUUUCAUUGGUGGGAUUACGCCAAUCCUGGCUAUCUUGACGCCCUUAAACACCUUACAGAUUUGAAAGAAGAAGGUAAGAUUAAGACAAUAGCUUUGACUAACUUUGAUACGGAGAGGUUACAGAUUAUAUUGGAAAAUGGGAUUCCAAUUGUCAGCAAUCAGGUCCAGCAUUCGAUUGUGGACAUGCGACCUCAACAAAAGAUGGCAGAACUCUGUCAGCUCACUGGAGUAAAACUGAUAACCUAUGGAACAGUAAUGGGUGGACUAUUAUCCGAGAAGUUCUUGGAUACCAACUUGUCAAUCCCUUUUGCUGGACCUCCACUCAACACUCCUUCCCUUCAGAAGUACAAAAGGAUGGUUGAUGCGUGGGGCGGAUGGAGUCUGUUCCAAGGUCUGCUUAAAACUCUAAAUCAGGUAGCAUCGAAACAUGGAGUCUCCAUUUCAAGCGUUGCUGUGAAAUACAUACUAGAUCAGCCAUGUGUAGCAGGGUCAAUGGUAGGUGUACGACUUGGAUUAUCGGAACAUAUCAAAGACAAUACUGCUAUAUUCUCACUUACACUUGAUGAAGAAGAUGUAAACAGCAUUAAAGAAGUUACGAGUAAAGGAAAAGAUCUGCUGAGAGUGAUUGGUGACUGUGGAGAUGAAUAUAGACGUGCAUAAGCCAGCCACUAUGGUUGCAGCCAUCGGCAUAAAGCGUUUGGAUUGGUGAGCUCAAAUACUUGAAUCUUGUUCGAACCCAUCUUCGGUAGUUCAGUCGAUUGUGUAUGCUGUUGGGUCAUUUCAGAGCCACCAUUAGGGUCUAAAUGAAAGGGAGAUCCACACACACCACCACAUUUACGCACUAUUGUUGUAUUAUGUAUUGAACAGACGCAUGAAGUUUGUUUUCCAAGCUCUCUUUAAGAUGGUAUUUAGCCACUAUAAUCAAGUAUGGUAUCCACCCCA
Cynara cardunculus var. scolymus (artichoke) is the source of this 1364-nucleotide messenger RNA. Its product is annotated as flagellar radial spoke protein 5. The record is from RefSeq and is a predicted model, not a curated record. Lineage: Eukaryota; Viridiplantae; Streptophyta; Magnoliopsida; Asterales; Asteraceae.